AAAUUAAUAAAAAUUAUAAAUAACGGCAAUAAAUAUAUAUAAUCAUAAUUAAAUCAAAUGUUUAACAGCCGUCAAAGCUAUAAUCCUAAUGAUGUUUUAUCAUCAAAUAAAAAUAUAAUAUUAUCUGGUACUUUCAAUAACCCUUAAAAUUAAGUCUAAUCUCCUGAUACUUAGCGUUUAAACAAUCUUCUAUCCUACAAUUAAUCAAUAAAUGAAUCAAAACACACCAUUAAUAAUAAUAAUUUAAACUAAGCUGAUUUAUGGAAAAGUAGAUGUAAUGAAUUAGAAUCAUGUUUAUGUUAGGCUAAUUCUGAUUUAGAACUUGCAAAUUUUCGAGCUAGAAAAUCUUUUGAAUUGGAAUCAAAAGUAGAAAAUAUAUUAAAAUAGAACGCUGUAAUAUGCUCUGAAAAAGAGAUUUUAUAGAAAUAAUUAGACUAGAAAAAAGCUGAGAUUGAUUUGUGGAAACAAAAAUAUGAAUCAUAAAUGAAUAAUGUUGUUUCUUUGAAAUAAAAUUACGAAUUAGAACUCAAAAGACUAUUAUAAGAAAAUACUAGAGUAAAAGAUGAACUUAAAUAGGCUGAAAUUGACAAAGUAAGACUUAUUGAGGAGAAGAAAUUUCGAUUAUAUACUGAAUUUCAUGAAAAAAAUGAAACUUAAAAAAAAUAGCAUGCUUAAAAUAUAGAGCUUUAUGAAGAAUAGUUAAAAAAAUUAAGAAAUAUAGUUGAAGAUAGGGAAAAGGAAAUUUCUUUAUUAUAAUCUUAAGUUUCUAAAGUUAAAUAUGAUGGAAAUUCUUAAUAAAAUCGCAUAUGUGAAGACCGAGAAAGACUUAAAAUGAAAAUAUCAGAAUUAGAAGUUUAAUCUUAGUAAGAAUUGGAAAAUUUAAGGUCGAAACUCGAUAAUUAAACAGGUCAAUAGCUCGAUUUGUUGAAAAAAUUACAUGAUAAUGAACUAGAAGUGAUGGGUGGGGAAGUUAAUAAAUUGAGGAAUUUAUUAGGUGUAAAGACUAGAGAAAUAGAGGCCUUGAUAAAUUAAAAUAGAGGACAAAAGGCAAACUUUGAGGAGGAAAACUAACUUUUAAGGGAGGAAAUUUAGGCUUUUAAAGAUAGAAUUGUAGAUAAUAAUGAUUUUGCGAAUAUGCAAAUAUAGGAAAUAAAAGAAUAAUUAUCAAACUAGAAUUCUUAAGACAUUUAAGGACUAAAAUAUCACCAUGAGAAUUAAAUUGAAGCUUUAAACAAUCAAAUUGAGAGUUUAAAGAAGAUAAUUUAAGAUAAAUAAAGCGAGAUAGAAAAUUAAAUUAGGGAAAAAAUGCUAUAGAGAGAUAAUUAUAAUCUUGAAUUAUCUAGACUAUGUGAAGAUAUUGAAAACUGGAAAAACAAAUUCGAUAAUUUAUAAAAAGAGAAAUAAAAAUAAUCGGAAGAAUGUUAAUAAAAAUAUAAUUUGUUGAAUUUAAACAAGAAUGAAUUCACAAGUUAAUAAUAAAAUUAAAUUAAAUAUUUAGAAUAAGAAGUAGAAAAUCUCUAAAAACUUUCAAAUAUUAAAAAUUAAGAAAUAGAUUCCAUUAGAGCUCAAAAUAUGUAAAAUGUACUUGAUUUAUAGUAAGAUUUAGAUAAUAGAAAUUAAGAAGUUGAUAGUUUGUAGAAAAAUCUGACAAAUCUUAAAAAUGAAAGGGAUAUUACUGUAGAAGAUUUAAAGCUUAAAAUAUAAGUUUUAAAUACUAAUUCUAAUGAAUAGAAAAAAAAAUUAGAAACUGCAAUUAAAUAUUUAGAAUCGGAUAUUUAAAAAUUAAAAGAAAUUAUUGAGUUGAAAGAAAAAGAAGUAUAUAAUUUACAUAAAUAAAGGGAUAAUUUAGAAAGAGAAAUUAAGAAAAUAAAUAAUGAAAAUUCUAGUUAAGCUAAUCAUGUUUUGAAGUUAGAAAGAUUAAAAGCUUAAGAAUUGGAGGAUUAGAGAAUUAAAUUAGAAAAAAUUAAUAAUUAUACUAUUGAAUAAAUUAAGAUUUCUCAUUAAAAUUAAAUUAAUAUUAUGAAUGGGGAAAUUGAAGACCUGAAAAAUAUGUGUGCGUUAAAAAAUGCUGAAAUUAAUGAACUAAUCAAUAAAUAUGAAAAAAUUGAAGGGGCUAUGAUAGAAUAUAAAUUUAAUGCAGAAAAAGCUAAAGAUUAUUAAAAUUAAUGUAGGGAAAUUGGAAACGAUAUUAUGAAUAAUAAAAGUACUUAUGAAACUUAUUCAAAGGUUAGAAAUUCAAGGUAUCCUUCUACAUAAAAUAUUAAAUGA
This is a messenger RNA of Ichthyophthirius multifiliis, 2268 nucleotides long. Its product is annotated as tetrin c, putative. The annotation marks the transcript as partial. The transcript has 2 exons. The record is from RefSeq and is a predicted model, not a curated record. Lineage: Eukaryota; Ciliophora; Oligohymenophorea; Hymenostomatida.